AUGCCUUCGCUCACACUGUAUCGCAGCCAGUACCACUUGGCCUCCGACUCCAUGCCCUUCCUGGGGGUCUUUUUGUUCGUUCCGUCCUUUGCGCUGCUCAUCUGUUAUGCUGUGUUCCUCGCCAUCUGGCACUCCCCGCCGCCAGCCAGCUGCACCGGUAGCCAGCCAGCCAUGCGGCAGUCGGUGGUGUUUGGAAUGUUGGGCCUUGCUGUCUUCAACGUGCUUGCCGCUGCCUUGAUGAUAGUGAUCGGGCUGCAAGGCACGCCUUUCGAGCCCAGCAAGCGCCGCGCCAUGGUGCCGUUGCUCUACAUCCAGGCGGUGAAGUGGGUGGCCGGCAUCGGCUUCUCCGCAUACUGCUUCUGGGCCGUUUACAACAUCGACGUCACCUGCUGGACUACCGACCUGCUGCGGCUGAUGAAGGGGACCCUGUGGGGCUCCAUGGCGCUGUAUACCACGCUCCUCCUGUUCUUCUACUUCGCCCUCAAUGUUCUGGCCGACUACUCGCCUGAGAAACGGUGGCAGAUCCGCCUGAAGAAGCUCUCGCACAUGCUGGGCUGCUACAGCACGCUGACGCAGGCGGGCCCAGGACAGGAGACCUCUGGCGAGACUCCCCUGGAGGAGCUAGCUGCCUGGUUUUCGCGGUUCUUUGGCAAUAUCGACCUGGAGAAGAGCGAUGUGCUGGCGGGGCUGGCCCUGGUGGAGAUCAUGCAGGUGCACCAGCGCAAAACGGUGAUUGCUGAGCGGCUGCAUCAGCAUGGCGCGAUCGCCGACAGCAGCUUGCAAGAAGUAGAAGCCAAAGCGGCCAGAGCCGUGAAGAAGCCAGGGCAGGAGGCGGAGCAGGCGGCAGCAGGCGCCAGCCGGCAGCAGGCGGAAGCAGGUGGCACCAGGCAGGAGGCAGCAGGCGCCAGCCAGCAGCAGGCGGAAGCAGGUGGCAGCAGGCGCCAGUCAGGGGACUACCACAGCCCACAGCCCGAUGUGGAGAUAGACAUGGAUGGCCUGUUCAGGCAGUGGAUGCGGGACGUCUCAGGCUGCAAGGACUAUGUCUCCAUGGACUCGCUGGUGGAGGUACAGCGCUUUCUUAAGUACGCCAUCGCUGCCUAUGGCGUCCCGCUCAGCGGCUCCAAGCUAGCAUGGACUGUAGCAGCUGCCAGAGCGCUGGCCGGUGCCAAGGAGCCUAUGCAGCAGCAGCUGCAGGGCGACGCGGCGCUACUGAAGGCAUAUAUUGCCAACAUCAGCCGCGAUAACUUCAUCCACCUCUCCUUUGCCAACGCAGCGCUGGGCCUUACUCCCUACAUGAUCGUGCUGGACCGGGCAAGCCGCACGGUGGUGCUGGCGGUGAGGGGCUCCAACAGCAUGGAGGACUUGCUGACCGACAUGAUGGACAGGCCUGUCAACAUCACAGACUGGAAGCACCCCGAUUGCGCCAGCGACGUCUUUGCCCACAUGGGCAUGUAUUCAGCCGCCAAGGCGGUGCUGCAGGACCUCAACCAGCACCAGAUCCUGCCCAUCCUGCUGACCGGUGCUCCGCUGGCCUCAGAUGAGCGGCAGCGCCAGCAGGCCCGGCACGCCCCCGACGAGCGCCAGCUGCGCUGGCAAGAGCAUCGCCUGGCACGGCACAGCCUUGAUCCAAAUGUGGGACGGGAGGGCAAGAAGCAGAAGCAGGGGCAGAAGGUGCAGCCCGGCCUAUGGAGCCGCCAGCUGAGCGGCUGGGACAGCGAUCGGUCAGACUGGGGCUCCCUGGCUGGUGGCGACAGCCUGGACCUUCACGCGGCUGUCAGCCUGCCAGCUGGCAUCGGCAUGGGUGGCGUGUCGUUCCAGGCAGCACCCGAGCAGCAGCGACAGACCCAGGACCUGGGCGGUGCUGCCGGGCACAUGUCUGGGGCGUUAGUAGGAGACAAGUUAGGCAAUGCCGACCCCGCAGCAGCACAUGGCAGCAAUGGCAACCAUGCCAGCACCAUCAGCACACAGGGCGGCAAGGGCGGGUCCCAGCAGCGGCUGGAGGAGCGGCUCUCUCCUGCCGACUACCAGCGCAUGCUGCAGGGGCGGGGCCUGGACUGCCGUGGCUGGAAGCUGGUGGUGACGGGGCACAGUCUGGGCGCGGCUGUGGCGGCGCUGGUGGGCAUGCACCUGCGCGACUGGUGCCCAGGCACCAGGGUGCUGUCCUUCAACCCUCCCGGCGGCAUGAUCACCCCCAACCUGUCGCAUGCCGUGGAGGGCUUUGUGACCAGCGUGUGCGUGGGCAAGGACUCCAUCAGCCGCACCGGCACCGUCACCUUUGGCAGGCUGCUGGACCAGAUGGUGCUGGCGCUGGCCCGCACCAGGCUGCCCAAGGCCUUCACCCUGCUGAGGCUCAGCUCUGCCACGCUGCGCGAGUGCCCGCCCGACCAGAUCUUCCGCCCCGUUGACCAGAUCCCGGCAGAGGCGCUGGCCAUCGUCAGGCAGUAUUUUGAGAGCAAGCAGCGAUGGGCAGACGUGUUUGUGCCGAUGUGCCCGCCGGGCCGCAUCCUGCUGCUGCGGCGCCUGAAGGAGGACGCCGCCGCCUUCAAACGGCGGGAGAAGCGUGCGGCAAAGGCGUCGGGCAGGCACCAGGGCCGGCAGAAGCGGCCGGCGGCGCCGCGGCUGCUGUGGUGCCCCAGCUGCAGCGGCACGCUGCUCAUGUGGGACGCGGUGUGGGUGCGCCCCGAGCAGAUUGCCAGCGAGGGCAUCCUGCUGAGCAGCACGCAGGCCUCAGACCACUUCACCUCGACGCUCACCUUUGUGCUGGACCACCUGACGGGGCAGGAGACCAUCACGGGGCAGCCGCAGCCGCCGCCGCAGGCAGAGCCGCCAAGCUGA
Molecule: messenger RNA, 2835 nt
Organism: Chlorella variabilis
Lineage: Eukaryota; Viridiplantae; Chlorophyta; Trebouxiophyceae; Chlorellales; Chlorellaceae
Exons: 16
Coding region: 1-2835 (944 amino acids)
Biological process (GO): lipid metabolic process
Source: RefSeq, a predicted model, not a curated record